Mytilus californianus (California mussel) is the source of this 8093-nucleotide messenger RNA. RefSeq names its product protein brambleberry-like. Lineage: Eukaryota; Metazoa; Mollusca; Bivalvia; Mytilida; Mytilidae. The transcript has 12 exons. Bases 26 to 1804 code for a protein of 592 amino acids. The record is from RefSeq and is a predicted model, not a curated record.
UACUUCCUGUUGUCAAUUUGCUGAAAUGCAUCGCACUUGUUGUUCACUUUUUAUAUUGAUAUUUUGCUUUACACACACUGACAGUUUGGUUCUAGACUCCAUAAAAGGAUGGCUUUUCGGCCCAGACACAGAUAUAGACAAAUCAUUCUCGAAAAAUGUGAAAUUCGAAGUGGUAUCAACAGACAAAAAGUUUCUGAAGUUUGCAAGUGAACUGAACGAGAUGUCCCCCUUGGAUUCUUGUUAUCAUAUAGUUGUAUUUAGUCUCAAGAAAAGGUGUGGGGAGCUUACUGAAGAAGAAUUGAACAAGUUAGCAGUACAACUACUGAACUGUCAAUCACAGGCAGAAGGGAGACCUGUGUUUAAAUGUACCACUGAAAUGACUCUAGCUGACUGUACAAGGGAGAUGGAUGGACCAACAUGGAAUGCCUAUCAGAUUGUUGGUAACAGAGCUAGGGCAAUGUGUUAUGCUACACAACAGGAACAGUUUAGAAGGAUGACAGAGAUGACUGUCAGUGAUUUGGUGAAUGCAGCUACAAAUCAGCUGGACAGUAUGGAAUUAAUAAAGAAUAAUCAGGAAGCACUUCAUAACAUGGCUACUGACACCAUUAGAAAGUUAUACGAGAGUCAACAGGAAAUGCUAGGCCAUCAUCAGCAGUUACAGAUUACACAAGAGGGAGUAAUGACACAGAUAACAGACAACAUGGCAUCACUUAAAACAGAAAAAGCUUUGAUUGCUGCUGGAAAUAAGGAACUGGCAGAUCAGACUCACAAUAUAAAGAACAAAUUAGAGGAUGCCAUGAAAACAUUACAGAGUCAGAAUCAAGAACAAAAGUCGAACCAUGAAAUUAUCAUACAAGAUCUAAUGAACAUACAGAUGAAGGCCCAAGAUACAAUAGAUAAACUUGACAAAAGUACUCAGCAUCUUUUACAAAACCACCAGGAUCUGAAGAAACAGUAUGUAGUCAUGCAUGAAAAGAUGGUAAAAAUUAAUUCAACCGUUACUGAUUUGAUGGAAUCUAUAAAUAACAUGCAGGAAAAGUUAGAUAAAAAGAUUUCUUGGUUUUCUCAUUUACUAGGAACUACAGAGGAAAAGAUAACAACAGUAUUGAUGUUUGGACAACAUAUAGUAUUCCUCAUGCUGAUUAUGUUCCUUACAGCCUACCUACAGGUUCCUCCAAUGUCUCGUGUUCUCAUUCUAGUUGUCACCUUCUUUAACUCAGCUAUUGAGAUCCAGUCUGGAAAAGGAGCAGGAUUUAUCAGAAUGGCAGGAGUUGACUUCUCUAUAAUCAUGGCAAAUGGUUUAUACUAUAUUUGGAAAUCCAAAGGUAAUAUACAGAAGGCUCCUCUAAGACUUACAGGAACUGAUGGUGAUGCUACUCAACCAGUCACACAUGAAGAGUUACAGAACUUGACAAAUAUAGUUGGAAGACUACAGUUUUCCUUAAAUGAGAGUGGUAUAGGAAAUGAUGCAAGUGUUAGAACAACACCUAAUGUAACACAGAUAGAAACACAGGCUAGACCAGACUCUUCUACAAUGCCUGAGGACGUUGACAGAGUACAUAGAUUUGUAUUGAAUAGUUCCAUGGAAAGAUUUUCUACACAUUCCAGGGAGGGUACACCUGUUUUCUCUAGGACCAGUACACCACAGCCUUCAACAUCAAUCAACUACAGGAAUGUCAGGGGUUCAACACCUAGCAGCAGUAUGAGUUCUCGUUGCAAUGGCCUGACACGUAGUGGGACCCCAUGUAGACUGAGUUCUGUCAGAGGUCAAUCAUACUGCAGAAAUCAUACAGAUCAAGGUUAACCUACAACAGUUCACCAGUUAAUACAGCCAUGCCUGGAAACAGUGAGAAAUUGAUAAAAAUAUGCAUUGAAAAAUCGAAUUGUAAAAAGUUACGGACUUUUAUCUACUGUCAACAUUUUUUUGGCAUGUUUGAAAAAUCAAAAGAGCUCAAAAAGAUGCAGAUCUCUUAUUUAUUCACUUCAUAUUAAAAGAUGUCUUCUCUAGAAAUAAUUGUAUAAGAGAGUGGGACAGAAGGCUAUUUAAAAAAAAUGGUUAGUGUUUGUUGAUUCUUAGAACCAACUUUAAGAAACAAUAAAAAUAUCGUUUGAUUUAUGAAUAGAGUUGUUGAAAUAAAAAGAGUCUUAGAAGCACCUCUUUUACAAUUAUUCUGGAACUUUAUAAAUUAUUUAUAUGUUUUUUUGUUGUUGGUACAUCAUUUUAUUGACAACUAGACAUUCCAGAACAGAUGUAGAGUGGGUCUUUAAGAAAAUUGAAAUAUAUUUGCCUUUGUAUUAUUUAUUGUUACAUUUGAUAUUUGAAAUUUGUAUCAUAUCAUUCAGUUUUUUAAUUGUAUUCAAGAUUGAACGAAAAGGCUGAAAGGAUUUUUGGUGCUUGAUUCUAUUUUUAAUUGAUUGCUAAGCUCUAAAAUUAAUUUUUAGGAGUACAUUUUUUUUUAAACAUUUUGGAAUUAUCUUUAAAUUUGUUAAACAUUCUUUUUAAUCCUGAAACUACUUUAUGCAUCCAAAGCAUGUAGCAUUAUCAUUUGAUCUAUACCUUAUGAUUAGUGUUUAAGGGAAACUGUAAAUUCAGAAAUCUUUUGCAUGUUUUAUUAUUGCAAAAAUUGAGAAGGAAUAGGUUUUGCAUAAAAAAGAUCUCUCAUUCUAAAUUUUGAUAGCAUUACUAUAUCAGCAUUUUCUUAAAUGUUUUAGUCGGGUCUUAUUGACUGUGAAAGGUUAAUGCAGUGUCAGUUCAGGAAUCAAGUCAUUUAUUUGUAAAAGAAAUUAAUCAUAGUGUUGUAAUGCAUAUGACUAACAUUCAGCAACAAACUAGCUCAGUAGUUGAGUAUUAAUGUUUAUAAAGAAAAUUAUCUGAAAAAGGAUGAAAUUAAAUUUUUAAGGUUUAUUAUUUGUUUUUUGAUAAUUAAUUCCAGUGCCAAAACUUAGCCAUUUCUUUUUUCCUGUCUCUUACAGAAUACUAAUGCUGUUUUUUUUUUCAUUUCUUUUUAUUAAUUGUCUACACAUUCAAAUUUCAUUGUAUGUUAAGUAAUACCAUUCAUUAGAGAAAUUAAUACCAGUUUGUAGCUUUUAUGGAAUAUAAAUACAAGUUAAGCAGCAGAGUCUGCACACAGGUGCCAUUUUUAAUUUUUUUCAAAAUGCAUUCACUUCCUUUAUAUGUGAUUAAUACAUGUACAGUGGAUUUAUUUUUUUUCGUGGAUUGAGGAAAAAUUGUAUUUUCGUGGAUUGAGGAAAAAUUGUAUUGUCAUGGAUGUUUGAUUUUCAUGGUUUUCCUAAAACCUGCAUACCGGUACAAACUUAAAGAAAUUUGUACUUUGUUAAACAUUUAAAUUUUUGAAUUAAACUCCGUCUGGUGAACCAAUGCCUGUGUGAAUCAUUUCGAUUGGGUCCCUGAAGUGGAUACCUUGGUAUGCAGGGUUGUCAAAUUAUGCAAAUGAAUGCAACAUUUAAAUAAUACCCAAAAUUGACAACAACACUUCAAAUGGUCUGCAAUUUUAUUUACUAUGGUCUACAUGUUUCGCCACUAUACAAGGCAGGCGUCAUCAGGACAAUUUACAUACAGAAAUUAUUUACUGAAGUACCCAAACUGGUAUCUUGAAUUUGACAUCACAAUGUGUGAUGUCAAGGUGAGAGAAACAAUGAAAAGUGAAAGUAGCAAUAAAGAGUUAUAAAUAGAUAAGAUAAAUAUAGAAAUAUAAAGUUUGUUUACAAUGUAACUUGAGUUUGUUUUACUUUUAUAUGAUACAUGACAUUGUUCUAAAGGCUUGGUAUAUAAAUAGACGAACUUCCCAUGGUUCCUACCAUUUUAAAUUUUUUGGGAUGUGUAUCAAAAUGUUUAACUUUUUUUAUAAGAUAUGAUAUCUUGUAACAACAAAAUAUGGCAUUUUUCAGCCUUUAUAAAAGAUGUUAUAUGUGAAAUAUAGAGCUGUUGUAUAUAUAAAACGUCAAAUAUGAGUAGCAACUGUUUUGAAAGUUUUUCGUUGUAUCAACUUGUUUCAACUACCAAUCAUGAAAUAAUAAUUAGCGAAACCAGAAAUGAAUUACAAUGUAUAUAAGCAUAUUAAAAAGGUUAUAUGUAUAAACAGUUUUCAGUUUAAGAUUGAAUUAUAUAUGUAUAUAAAUGGAUCAUUAUAUUUAAGAGACUUGUACUGGUAAUUGACCUUUUUUAAUAUUUACAGUAAUUUAGAAAAGAAAGAAAUCAUAGUUUCUCAGAGACUAUUUAAAGAAAAUGUUUUCAUGUGAAAUGAACAAAAUGUAUGAAAUUUUUUUGUAUAUUAUUGCAAAAUACGGAAUUAGAUAUACGCUUUGCUAUUUCAUUUAUAUAUUUGCAGUUGCAUGUAUAUGAUCUGCUUUAAAGAAUUUAAAUAUUGUAAAUUCAGAAAUCUUUUCCAAUCUUUUUAUUAUUACAAAAAUUAGUGUUUUAAAUUUUGAUAGCAUUUAUAUUGGAUUGCAGCAUUUCCUAAAUUUAUAAUAUUUAUCUAAUAUUUGUGUCCAUUGGAACAAUAGCACUUAUAAAUGCACGCAAAAAUUUCUGAAUUUACAAUAGUAUUUAUAUAUUAUGGGGUACAGUUUAGGUUUUAUGCUAUGUUCAGAAUUUGAUUAUAAUUGAGGUUUGGGUUUGUUAUGUUUACUAUUAAAGUAAGCUACAGUAAGCAUUAAUUGGAGAUGGCUUUGCACAAAUGGUAUCAUCUUAUGCUGUCUCAAACGAACAUUUUCUCAAAAGAAAUAGAAGCUCACAGAUCCAAUCCUAUUGAUAUUCUUGGUUGUUUCAUUUCAAUACUCUCAAGAAUAAGACCAAAUUUUUUGUUUCUAAAAAUGUGCUCACGUUUUUUUAAUUGUGCUCAUUUUGUUUUUCAGGCAUUCUCCUGAUAUUAAAUGCCAUAAAAACAUUGUUAUUUCAGUAUACUAAAAACAGACUAUUUAAUUUUAUAAUGUCUAAAAUAGUAGUUGUCUUUGUUUGAUAGAAGUUCUAAUACCAGAACCGUAUGAACUGCCAUGUCUACCACUUGAGAUUUUUUGUAGCAUUAUUAGAGAUAACAUAGAAUAAUUCUUAUAUGAUUUGAAUAUUAGGGAAUACGUUUAUAUGGUUGGUCGAGAGGGCUUCUGGUUGUGGCUCUUGAAGUUAUUUAUUUUCUGAUAGACGACGUUGACGGAUUUACAUAUUGUAACCAAUGUAAACAAGAUGGCGGUGUUAAAAAUAUUUAUUUUCAUUUUGCGUUCUUUGUUAAAUAAUCAACACAAAACAUUCAUUUGAAUGAUAAUAAGCUAUUUUUGUAGUUUAUUUUUUUCAGAUAGCAAAUUUCAUGGAGUAUAUUUUUUUUGCUUUUACAAAAAAUAUAGUCAUGCGCCAGGCCAAUUCAAUGACACAAAUAUACAAUUUCCAUGUUAUAUAGAGGUAACAAGUAGGGAAAUUAAGUUUCUUAUCUAAAAUUUUAAAGAAUUAUAAGGAUUAAACAUAUUUUUAAAGGAAUUUAUUGGUGUAUAAACUGGACCAAGUCACUCACAAACAUAUCAAAGGACUUUUAUUUGUUUGUGAUUGAAUUGGUCCUGUUUAUACACCAAUAAAUUCCUUUAAAAAGGCAUUUAAUCCUAUAAUAAUCUGGAAAUUUGGGGAUGUUAUAUGUGUUGCAUAUAUUUUUGGCAAAAAAGAAAAAGGUUAUCUGGUCAUUAUUUAUAUUAUUUAUAUUGAGAGUAUAUCCUACAUGUAUCAUCAUAAAACUGGUUCCAUUAUUAUAGGACUGUUACAACAUUUGAUCUUCUGUCUACAGCAUAUCACAGCUUUAACCAGUGUGUAAGAAUAUUUAUCAAGAGCUACAUUAGUCAGACAUAUAGUCUUUUAACAAUGAACUUGAUAAUUAUGCCCCUUUUCCAUGUGGAAUUUAUAUUGUUAUUUGUUAAACCCCCUUCAAGAAACCGUAAAUGUCAGUUAAAUUUUUUUAAGAUUACAUAAGCAUGUUAAGAGCCUUAUUUUGUAUUAAAAAUUUUGUAUUUAGAAAUCAAAUGAAUUUUGUGCGUGUGUGAUCAUUUAAAGCUUAACAGUAAUGUUUUUCAAAUAUUAUAAAUAGUUUCAAGAUUUAAUGGUGCAUAAUUUGUUUUCCAAAACGAUAGAAAAUGUUUAGUUUUGACAGAUAUAUAUAUAUAUAGAUAUUAAUGGCUGGGAAAUAUAUAGGAUAUACAAAAACCACUUAAAUAUUUAUAAAAAAAGUGUUUUUUAUGGAACUACCUUCUUGUUUUAUAAAUUUUGCAUUACCUCAGCUUCAAUACAGACAUAAAUAGAAACUUUUAAUUGAAAGUAUAGGUUUUAGUGACAAAUUAUGAUAGAUAAGGUCCUUAUAACACUCUAUCCUUCACAAUUGUUUCAUGUCUCAACUUCACCCUAGUUUGUAUCUACAUGUCUGACGUGAACAUGUUCCAAAUUGUAGCUUAAACUCUCAUCUUAUUUUCUAAUAAGCACCAGUUCAAGGAAAAAAUGCAUAUCCUCACACAAUAUAUGCUUUGAAUGAACAAAGUUUUUAUUUCAUCCAUUUUUUUUAAUUUUAAAUUUAUUAACAGCAUUUUAGUUUAUUUAUUAAACCAGACAAUUACAGAUUUAACAGUAUUACUAACAUCUAUGCAAAACGGAAUGAAAUGAAACAUAACGAAAAUUUAUGGUGCUUAGAUUAUGUUUUUAUGUGUAUUUGUGUGUGUGUGUUUUUUUACACAAUUUCCAUAAGAUCAUCAUGUAAACUAUUUCCCAUGUGUCAACUUUAUUAAGUCUAAUCAAAUAUCAUUACAACAAACUAAAGGACCAAAUAGACUGUGUGUUUGUUUUUAGUUUUUCUAGAAAAGUCUUUUAAGUGAAUGUUUUUAAUUUUUUUGUAAAGACAUCAGUUUACUGCAGCACAUUAUGAAUUUUAAAUAUGCUGUCAGAUACAAAUCAUGUAAAAGAAGGUAAAUGUGGUACAAAGUUUACAACUAACCAACUUUUCUCAAAAUAAGGUUCAAUGAAUUAUACAAUUUUUUGUGCAUUAACUUUACAAACGUUGAGCAAAGUACCUGAUUUUAUAUAUAAAUAAGAAGAUGUGGUAUGAGUGCCAAUGAGACAACUCUCCAUCCAAGUCACAAUGUGUAAAAAGUAAACAAUUAUAGGUCAAAGUAGGGCCUUCAACGUGGCUCACAAAGAACAGCAAGCUAUAAAGGGCCCCAAAAUGACUGUUUUAUCAGUAAGAAAAAGACACUGUUAAAAUAUUUGUAUACAUAUUGAUAAUAUAGUACCAAAUAUUUUCGUAUACUUCUUUAUGAAAUGAAGAAACAGUAUAAGUUCAUAUUUUUGAUGGCUGAGCAUUUCACAGUAAAUUUUUGCAUGCUUCAAAUCAUUUGAAUGGCAUUUCUUACUUUGCACAAAAUGUGCAGUAGACUCUAAAUAGGUUUUGAACAUGUGAACAGAUUUGUUUUAGGAUAAUAGUGUAAUGAAUUAUUUGGUACUAUAAUAUAAAAGGGUUAAUGUAAAAAAAUUAAGAAACUUUGUACCCAACAUCAUAUUGGACUCACAAGUUGGUGCAACAUGACAUUCUAAUAGGGAUAAUAUUCCUUGAAAAUAGUGCAAAAACCAUACAAUAUAGAUAUAUAUUAUCUAAGUAACUGGGCAUUGUGUUACAGAUUGUUAUGAAUUCAAAAUGACAAAUUUUAAGACUUGUUUAAAUGAUAACUUUUUUGUAUUUAACUGUUUUACCCCAAGGAGUUUUUUUUUAUUAGAUGAAAAGGAAGUUUUUUUUUCAUUAGAACUGUUAAAACUUCUAUAGAAGGUUAAACAUACACAUUUGAAUGUUUAUAAGAUAUUUAUGAGUGCUUAAAAAUGUUCCAAAGUAAACUAUUUGACAUCAUGUAGACCAAUCUAACAAUUGUAUACAGUAUUUUGUUUUAAGAAGAAGUUUUUCAUGGAUUUCAUAUCAAGGAGCAUUGAUUUAUAUAUAAUUGAGAGUUUUUUGAGAGAUGAUAUAUAUUUAUUGUAACUUCGUCCUGUCAUGCAGGAUUAAUUAUGUCUUUGAUUGUGUUCACUGUGCUUUCUGUUUUCAAUAAAUGGUUAUUGUUUUUAA